UCCUGCCCCGCCGCCCCCCGCGCCCCGGGGGCAGCGCCGCCGCCGCGCCACCCGCAGCCCCCGCUUCGGACGGCCUGUGCAGAAUAUUCUUCAUUCCCGUAUUCUAACCUUGAGUUGCUCUCAGAGUCAUCGGUGCAUAUGUUAACCCAGACGAACAAAUUAUGACAUCGACAUCUAAAGGAAUUUUCCGGCCAUUUUUUAUUAUCUUCAUUGUCCUUGGUUGUUUCAUGGCAUUUAUACUGAUUUAUAUCAAACCAACAAAUAGCUGGAUCUCUGGUCCUAUAGAAUCAGCCAGCUCAGUUUUGAAAAUGAAAAGCUUCUUUUCUUCCAAAACUGAUAAUCUUAAUGAGACUACUAUUUUGAUCUGGGUUUGGCCAUUUGGUCAGACAUUCGAUCUAACAUCCUGCCAAACAAUGUUCAAUAUCCAUGGGUGCCAUCUGACUAUUGACCGCUCACUAUAUAACAGAUCCCAUGCUGUUCUCAUUCAUCACAGGGACAUUAGCUGGGAUCUGACCAAUUUACCUCAGCAAGCCAGGCCACCAUUCCAGAAGUGGAUUUGGAUGAACUUGGAGUCUCCAACUCAUACUCCACAAAAGAGUGGCAUUGAACACCUCUUUAACCUGACCCUGACUUAUCGGCGUGAUUCAGAUAUUCAGGUGCCUUAUGGCUUCAUGAUGGUCGGUACAAGUUCCUUUACAUUUGAAGUGCCAAGUAAGGAGAAUUUGGUCUGUUGGGUUGUAAGUAACUGGAACCCUGAGCAUGCUCGAGUCAAGUAUUACAAUGAGCUUAGCAAAUACAUUGAAAUCCAUACCUAUGGACAAGCCUUUGGAGACUACGUCAACGAUAAAAACUUGAUUCCAACUAUCUCCACUUGCAAAUUCUACCUUUCCUUUGAAAACUCAAUCCACAAAGAUUACAUUACUGAGAAACUUUACAAUGCUCUUCUGGCCGGAUCGGUACCAGUUGUACUGGGCCCUUCCAGAGAAAACUAUGAGAAUUACAUUCCAGCAGACUCUUUCAUACACGUCGAAGAUUUUCUCUCCCCCAGAGAGCUGGCAGAAUAUCUUCUGAUGCUUGACAAAAAUAACAAGAUGUACCUUAGUUAUUUCAAUUGGAAGAAGGAUUUCUCAGUGCAUCUUCCUAGGUUCUGGGAAUCACACGCAUGUCUCGCUUGUGAUCAUGUGAAAAGACACCAGGAAUACAAGUCCAUUGGAAAUUUAGAAAACUGGUUCUGGAAUUAAUUUGUGUGUGCGUGUGUGCACGUGUGAGUGUGUGUGCACGUGUGUGUGUGUGCAUAUGUGUGUGUGCACGCACACGCACACACACUUUUUUGAAGAAGCCAGAAGAAACUUCAGUCCAAGUGGAGAGAAAAGGAAAAGAGAAAAAAAAGGAGGAAAAAGAGAACUUUAUGUCAUGGUUUAUCAACUAUCCUCUGUUGGCUACCCUAUAUAUAUUUUGUAAGAGAUUUUAAAAGAUCAGCAGCAGCAGUCAUCAAUACUCAGUUUUAAAUUAUAAUGUACAUACUAAUUAUGUGCACUGAAGAAUAUUUGAUUGUUUACUAUAAUUUUUAAACAAGAUUUUCCACGUUUUCUGUGAAAUAUGUCCCAGUCGUACACUUAAAGUAGCCAUUUUUAACACUUCUUUUUUAUUUUUAACAUUACAUUUGCUGUUUAACCUAUUUGGAAAAUGAGGACACAACUUUUAAAUGCCAGAGAGAAUUUUAAGAACAUAAUUUACUGUUCCAGUGUGAAAUGUGUGUAAUAUUUCAAAAGACAGUAAAGUUUUUUAUGGUUCGUCUUACAUUUUAAGAACACAGUAAAGUUCAAUAAGUACCAUUAUUCCAGUGUGAUCAGUUGCACCCCUUUUUAAGGGUGAACAACCUAGAAAUAUAGUUUUUAAAAGGUAUUACAACAGUAGACAGUCUUUGUUUCUAAAAAAGAAGAUGUUUCCUAACAAAUAGCUCCAUGAAGUUACUUUAGGAAUAUGUCUGUUCUCAUGCUCCGAAGAAUAAAGAAGUCAGAUAUAGAGAAGAUGAACAACCUUAGUGACUAAAGCCCAGGUUCAUCCCAUUUUUGAGUUUAUUUAAAUGCAGCAUGUCCUUUAAGUCUCAUUGUGUCUCAAGUGUUGUUUACUUGAACCAGGGCUGUAAGUGGUGUUACACUGAUAGAGAUAACCAGAUUUUAACAUAGGCAUUUGAUUACAUCAGCCUCAUGCACUGAAUUCAGCUGGUAAUAAUGGAUUUUUAGAAAUAGCUUGUUAAAAAAUUUUAUCAAUUUCUUUCAUAUAAUUUCUGUGAAACUGUGAAAUUACCCCCAAUUCUAUAAAGAUCUGUUGAAUUUUAAUUGUAGCUGGAUAACUUGCUGUUAUGGCUCACGAAUGUGGGAAAAAAAAAGUGACUAAACAGUCUAUUUUCUGAAAGAAAUAUGCUGAAAUUCAGUAAAUAAGUUAUCACGCUGACAUAUUCAACCAUUCAACUCUUCAAGCUAAUGAGUUUUAGGUUUUGAAAAUAGUUUAUAUGUGACAGGUAUAAACAAAUGCACUCUUAAGAGCAGCAGUUACUAUCAAAAUUUGAAUAUAUAAAUAAAUUCUUAAGUAUUAAAUUUGCUCUGAUAGCAAAUAUGAAAAUGUGAUGAUUGUCAUGAUUGUUUAAAAUGUCUUCUUUUAAAAUGUGUCAUUUGAUUUUAUUACUUUUUUCUUCCAGCUAAGAUUUAAAUACCUGAUUGGUAUAUAUAUUCAUGUGUACAAAGUUAGUUUAAUGACAUAAAUGUUUGGAUGUGUUUUGGUAUCAAGAGAAAGCCAAUCAUCAGCUUGGUUUUUCAGGUCAAAAUGUUACAAAUCACACCUUCUACUGGAGGAAAAAAAAUAUAUUAAUUGGAAAAACAUCAGCUUAUGUGAUGUGUAAGGCCUUGAUGAAGCAAUGUUGUUGAUGAAGUACUUAAGAUUAAACUUGCAGACAACAACAUUGCUGAAGUAAAGGAAUAAGGGGUAAAAAGUGAUAAACAUUUAGCAAAAGACAAGACGAUUUGUCAGAUUGUUUGGGGUUUUUUUACCCCAGGCUGGAAUAGAAACACAGAAGGCUGUAAGAGUAAUGUAGUUGCAUUUCUAAAACAGGAAGUUCCAUGGAAAGGUUAUAGAAACACUUGUGCUCUCCCUAUGGCUUCAAAAGUUGUUUUCCGAACCAGAUGUUUAUUUAUACUAUUUAUUGCUGUCUUUAAAAGCUAGUUUGCAAUAUACUGUGAACCUCCUAGAGUCACCAGCAUUCCAGUACGAAACAAGAUGAGCUUACCUUGCAAAUUCAUGCAAUAUAAUGAAACCCAGUCUUCUAAAAAAAAAACCCCUGCUGACAGGGAUGUAUUGUGAGUAGUAUUUCUGUCAUUUUGAAGGCAAGUGGCUAUUGCCUAUGGUCUGUCCUAUAGGACAUCAUAUCUUUUGUUUUCGGGAGGGCUGUGGAAUUCUCAGUCACUGAAUAUGCCACUGCUUUGGCUGGAUAAUCUGAUUCCCUUGAUGCUGGAAUUUGGAAGUUCUUUGUAUUGAUCUCAGCGGAAGUACCUUGACCCCUUGGUGAACGUGCACAGCCCCUUAUUUCAUUCCUCAUUUCAGAUAAUGGGAGCUGUGCUGAGUGUUACAAGGCCUUAUGGUAAAUCAGACUGGUUUCUUGGCAUCAAGAUUCAGCCAAUAAUUUUUUGUAUUAAUAACAACUAAGCACAAUAAUAAGAUAUAUGACUUGUUACUACAAAUAUUAAUUGGUGUAUACACAGGAAAGUUUUGAAAUACAUGCUAAAUUUUAAGCCUGUAAGUAAUGUCAUUACCUCUGUGAGCACUGGAUCCAGUCAGCAUGGCUAAUCUUGUGCUGAAUUUUAAGAAAUGUGAAAGUCUUUUGCAGGAACUGGCAAGAGAGUUUUCUCUUCACAAAAACUCCACAAAAGGCUUGUAUACUUUGCAUUCAGGAUGCAUUGCUAAAAUUGUUUCAAAGACUGAUAAAACAGGAGAGAAAUCUAAUCCAGACAGAAAUGACCAAGAAUCAUGACCAAAUCCUAAGCAAGAGACAUGACCCUAACGCUUCACUGACAGUCUUGAAGAGUGUGGGCUGGAUCCUAUGUGAGCCAGACAUUUUAUGAAGAGUUUAAGGUGAUCUACAAGUAUCAAGUCUUAAGCUGUUCUGGAUAUAAAGAGCUUUGCUGACAGAAGAUGAAGUGUCUUCAGGCAUGUCCAGCCUAGGUGGUAAAUGAUGGGAAGCAAUGGAUGUAAAACAUCUGAACUCCAUGUAUGCAUAAAGGCAAUCUACCUAGACCUAUACACCUAACUCACAGAAGAUUGAUUCUAGUCUAUACAUAACAUUAAGCAUUGUGAUGUCUCUGCUCUGUCAGUGAGCUACCCUACACGAACAGUUAGCAUAAAUAGACUCAAAUAGUAAAUCACUGUGAAGGAAAAUGAACAAAAACAAUUAAUUAUGGAAGGGUAAAUUACGUGGAAUUAGUUAAAAUAAAGAACAAGGUAUUAUUUAUGCCUUGGUACCACCGGCAAAAGAAGAUAGUUGUACAAGACAAUAGAAAUGAAAGAUGAGAAAUCACACCAAUUUUUACUAUUUUCUCAACAAUUUUAUUUCAGGCAUUCAGUUUAUUUUAUUUGCCAGCCCACAAUAACCUUGCAUAUGCACUUGUCACAGGUUAACUUGGCAGUCACUGAAGACAGAGAGUAAUCAUUAUUCUUUCUUUUACAAUGGCUUCUUUUGGAUGUUUUUAGGCUCUCUGUCGUGCACUGAGAUAUCAACAUUACUGCCUUUCUCAGUGUGGAAAAUAAGAUCCAAAACAGAUAAAAUACUAACUGCAGAUGCAUUGCUACCCCACUGAAUGUGAACAUCCAUCAGACAAAACUGGCAGCAGAUCCUUCUAAAGCAGAGUUUUCCUUUCAUUUCACAGACACUCAAGGACCACAGCAGCUCUUGCUCAGUAUGAGAUCUCCAUUCCUUAGUGAAUCCUGGUUGCCAGUUUCUUUGAAUACCUCUUGCCAUCCAAGAUGGCUGUACUCACAAUGAACAAGCAGCCUGCGCGAGGCCCACAGAAUGUGCGAGACACAGACGGCAACAUAUUUGUCUUUUAAGAAACAGCUCAAAUAAAAUGAAAGUUGGACUGAGAGAGCAUGAACGUGGGGAUUUGUAGAGUUCAUGCAGGCUGAGCAAGAUAUGGGAAAUUGGCACCACUGAGCACAGUAAACAGCUACCUACUGUUUCUAGCUACUCAUGUUUGUCUCUCAAACUGGACUUUAAAAAAAAACAAACCCCACAAAAUUUUCUCCCAUCUCUAAUCAAGCAAGCUUCAGUUAAAUAACCAAUAACUGUUGCUGAUUAUUCAAGCAUGGAUCUCCUGUUGGCCUUGUAUUAUCUCUUAUUAGAUAAAAAGUAAUAUUUGGGGGAAAGAGUGAAGUCUGACAGUAAGCUAAUCAUAUUUCUUAUCUGCUUUCAACAAUCCUUAUUCUUCUUUUCUUUUCUUUUCUUUUCUUUUCUUUUCUUUUCUUUUCUGAUUUUGAAGUAAAUCUUCAUGUCCUCACGCAACAAUACUUUCUGGGCUUGAUUCAAGAAAGACCUUAAGCACAUGCAUAUGACCAUGAGAUUCAAGCACGUGUUUAAAUUUAAGAGCAUCUUAAUUGCUUUAAUGCAUUGGGGCUUCAACCAGUAUGUUUUUAUUGCCUUUGGGAAUUGCGCCAGGCAGCACAACCUAUAGCCAACAGAGACCAAUUUGUAUGGCCUCUUUUGCAUCAUGUGUGUCCAUCCUGUGAGCGGACUGGCUACUGAAAACUGGACUAAUUCUGGCUUAGUGUCUAUCCAACACACCUUGACCCUUCUCUUCUGCUUCAGCACGCUACGUGCGCCACCAUUGUGUCAUGCUAUCCACUCAGCGCGGCACUCCUCCUUACAGCAUCCCUGUGCGGUGCAGGGUGAACGAACGUGCGUGUGGCAGAAGGAGCUGAGGCUUGUUGAGAUAGCACUUUAAGGACUGUCCUAGGAAGGAAGCGUAAAACCUGGUCAUGUGUGCAUCCUUUUAAUCUGGACUGACUGUGCCCUAGAGAGGGUCAGUCUCAGCCAUACCUGAUUUUCCUCUUGGAGGAAAAUUAUUUGGUUCAGUCUACAUGAGACUGUGAGUGCGAAGCGGGCACAAGAGGUAUGUCUGCGCAGGCUCCUGACCUAUUUAAACUUAAUGGUGAAAGUUAAUUAAGUGGAAUAGCUGGGGUAAAAAACAACCUUCUUAUUCAUGGAUGUUUCCCUUCUAAUAUUUGAAUAACUAGUUCUAGUGCUAUUGCCAAUUCUACCUUCAGAGAACCAGUGUAAAAUUCGUAUUGGUUAGGUAUGUUCAUAAAAGGUACAGAAAUGCCAAUAAAUUGAUUAAAUAAACCAUGCAGUAGUAAUUUUAAUUCACGGCACAAAUGCCACAGAGUGAUACAGAUGAUAAAACCAUAAACUCAUGAGAAAUAAUUAGGCCUAGGGACAUCACCCUGAAGUUUUCAUAUUGGAAAAAGUCACUUCAUUACUCUGUUGGAAAGGUAAUUAAUUGGGAAUCUUUUAUGUCACCAUAUUCUCUACGCAAUUAACUGAAACCAACAGCUUCUGUGCAGUGAAUAGUUCAGAGAUUUGCUCAAGUGGCAGAGAGCCUUUCACCUCCGGGUUAAUAGCCUGAAUUAUGAGUAGGUUGGUACAGACCGCUGUCUGGCAACUUCUAGUAGAUGACUCGGUGAUCUCAGUCAGGUUUCUCACUCCUGCUUUCAGCCAAGGAGGCAAAGAACUGAACCGAGACUCAUCUGACAUCUUCUGUGCAUUUUUUGGCAUGCUCACGGGGUGGCUUAGGAUAGUCUCACUCCUGCAGCCUGUACCAUGCCUGUUUAUGAUUACGCAGAAGACUUGGCUGUUCCAAGAAGUAAGAGCAUUAGCAUUUUUUUGACAUAUUGUGCCAGUCUGUGCAAAUGAAGUAUUCAUACAUGAGGGAACUCUUCAUUAACAUUCCUAAGUAAAUAAUUAGUAGGAAAAUCAUUUAAUCAUUGCAAAUUGGCAGCAAAAGCAAUUGUUUGUUAUUCUUUGUAUGAAUUAGUCCAGUGGAAGACAGGCUUUGAUGAAACCUUAUCCCCCUGACCUGAUACAGCCUGUUUGGUUCCAGAUACAGGGACAUGUAUGACAGCAAAAUUUGAAAGGUAUACGGUAAACCAACAUAUAUAUAUAUAGAGAGAGAGAGAGAGAGAGUUGGGAUAAAUUUCCCAUAGAGACUUGAAGCUGUAACUAAACACUUUAGCAGUCGCCAGAUGAAAAAUGGUCCCAUCAAUCCUUUUCUUUAUAACAUGAUAGGAAAAGCCAGUCUGAUAAAUGCUGUUUGGCAAAUAAAUUAACCAUAAAAUCUGCAUUUUCCUUUGCUGUUUUGUUUUGUAACAAACAUGUUCUAAGAGAUGAGAUUAAAAAGUUGGGAAAGUUAACUCCCUUGGUGCGAUUUAAUGUUUUAAAGAUUCAGUGGAUAUACUGAAGAGAAGAAAGUGAGAAGCUUUUCCAUCUAUACAAAAUCCUAUUGUGCCAAACUGUUUCCAGUGGAUGAACAGAACAGUUAAAUACACUGACUUUUUAUUAGGAUUUGCAAAAUCUUCUAUUAACGCACUGUAAUUUUGCACUAUUUUGUAAGAAAAGAAAAAAGGAAAAAGAAAAAAGGAACUGAAAAAGAAACAGAAAAAAAUCUAAAAAUAGAUGCCAAAUGUAUAGUUUGUAAAAUACUAUUUUUCUUAUAUAAGGUGUCAUCACAUUGUGAAUCUAACUGUGUUAUUGUAAACUGUGAAAAAUGUGAUUGAUGUACUGUCGUGACACAGCCUACCAAGGAUCAUUUCAAAUACACAGAUUAGUCACCUGGACUUGUUUAUAUGAAACAUAUUCAUAAAUCUGAGAUCACUUUUAUACUUAUUUUUUGUAGACUAUUUUUCCACAUUUACAACACAACUGUUAUUUUAUAUCAAACAUUAAUUUUGCUUUAAAAUAUUAUUUGAAUAGGUGGGUGGGUGUCUUAAAUGUGCCAGAGAUUCAAAACUGUAACAAAAAUCAUUCAGAAACUAUUCUUUGCCAAACUGUAAUGCUACUGAAAUCGAAGAUGUUUUGUUGAACAAGCAGACACACUAUCAAUAAAUGAUAGUUCCUGUUCCAUGAUGAUGAUGAUAAUGUUACAUUCGCUACCAGGAUAAAUGCCUGGUAGUUACAAGCUGCGUUUCCCUUCUAUCUUUCUGUAUGUUGGGGAAAUGAAACUGUGUGCCAUAGCUGAAUGUCAUAGAUAUUCAGCCACUCACAUAAUGUGCCAUGGACUUGACCUCUGAAAUACGUUGAUGAGAAAUAGGAGAAAAACCCUUAAGUUGCUUGUCUUGAUUCAAACCCACUUUCUGCGGUGGGUCACGUGAAAAUGGGAUGGUUGACGCGCGUAGAACUGGUACGGUCUCAGUAAAGGUAGUAAGUUCUGUAUGUAGAAACAUGGGACCACAUUUACUCUCUUGGUGCAAGAUCAGGACCAAAGUCCAUUUCUUGAGUAUUUGAGCUUACACACCUAGCGUUGAGUGAGAUCAGACAGGAAGCCUUGCUUCAUGUUCUCAGCUAAUGAUAUUCCUUGUACUGACAACUUAAUCUUUUAUGUGUUUUAUAUAGUGUAUUCAUAUAAGGCAUAAAUUCAUGUGUAGAAAUAGUAACCAUGGAAAAUUAGAUUUUAAUAAAAAUAAUGAAAACCAUUCUUACCUGCAGGCACAUUUUAAGAUGCCAUGUUAAAAAGAGAUCUUGUAAAAAGUUGUGGUUUUAAUUUAUUAAUGAUUGUAUAUUUUGCCCCAUAAUAUAGACAUUUUAUAACAGGGGUUCUACCAAACCAUUUCUUUGUUCCCUUUGAACAAUAUCAUCACCCUGAGAUGCAUCAGAAAAAUGUAGAGUUUCAACCACUGAUGUCUUUCAGCAUUUUUUUAAUUUGAUGUUGUUAAACUUUCUUCUGAUUACCUAUAGCUAUGUUCAGAGUUUUCAACACAAUUUGACUGCAGUCAGAAGACACCUACUGUAUAAAACUACAGGUAACUGUAACCAUUUCAAGGACUUUCAUCAUUUAUGUGAAAUUAAUAUUUCAGAACUCUGAUUCCAAGAUGGUUAACAAGCAGCUCACUGACUCUUAUUUAUUGAGCACUGGAAUUCUCCCCAAAGGAUAAACACUGAAUUAUGUAAAUAAUAGUGCUCUAUACAAGCCUAACGAA
Molecule: messenger RNA, 9237 nt
Organism: Grus americana (Whooping crane)
Lineage: Eukaryota; Metazoa; Chordata; Aves; Gruiformes; Gruidae
Gene: FUT9
Product: fucosyltransferase 9
Exons: 3
Coding region: 162-1241 (359 amino acids)
Cellular component (GO): membrane
Molecular function (GO): alpha-(1->3)-fucosyltransferase activity
Source: RefSeq, a predicted model, not a curated record